AUGACGACCACCACCACCGCGAACGAAGAAUACCCUAAGGAUUGGACCAUGCAGAACCUCACCGACGACAAAUUCAAAGUUUUCGACGACGACGAAGAAUCUCUCACCACAUCAGACCCACCACCACCAUUUUCCGCCUCCAAUCCUUCCAAAUCACACGCCUUCUCAUCUGACCAAAAACAAUCCCUUCCAGCCUCUGAAACCACUCCCGACACAACCAACUCCGCGCCUACUUACGCUCUGCAACCUCACCACACACCAACCCCCCUCCUCACCCUACCCAUCAAAUACACAAACUGGAUCGGCAACAACAUGCACAUCCUGCCCCACCCAGACGCCGAGGAACCGAUCUAUACCGCGCACAUCAAGAUGACAAAACCGCACAUCAUCAUCUCUGACCCUGGCAGCACUAGAGGUGAAGGCGACGGCAAGGCUGUGAAGGGCAAGGGGAAAGGCGAUAAAGGGCGCACGGUGGGGACGAUAAGCUACCAUGCCCUCACCACGCGCAUCGACACCUGUGUUGAUGGCCAGGACGUCCCGCUCACCACCACGGGGAAGCUGAAGUCGAGGUAUAAUUUUACUUUACCCUCCCCCUUCUCCUCCUCCUCCUCCUCCUCCUCCGCAACCGACCCCGCUGGUACUGCUGGGGGGCAGGCAGGGCAAGGAGCGCUGGGAAGGGGGAGUGGGAGGAAUCUGACCUGGCAAUUUCGUAAACGCUCCACCGAUUUACUGUGUGUGGAUACAGCGACGGGGAAUUUGGUGGCAAGGUUUCAUUUUGGCGGGUUUUAUUGGCAGAAGAAGGGUAGGCUGGAGGUUUUUGAUCCUGACUUUGCCCGCGGUGGGGGAGGGCAGGGCAAGGGGGAGGGGGAGGGGCAAGGAGGGGAAGGUGGGGAUGGAGGGUUGGAAGGGUUGUUGGUGAGCUGUGUGGCUGUUGUGCAUUUGGUUGUUUUUGUUAGUUAUACUGCUAUCGUUUAG
This is a messenger RNA of Bacidia gigantensis, 975 nucleotides long. RefSeq lists its product as uncharacterized. The record is from RefSeq and is a predicted model, not a curated record. The coding region runs from base 1 to 975 and encodes 324 amino acids. The transcript has a single exon. NCBI's taxonomy places the organism in Eukaryota, Fungi, Ascomycota, Lecanoromycetes, Lecanorales, Ramalinaceae.